UGUUUGUAUAAAAAUGUAUUGUCAAGUCGGUAUUUUGAGGUUAUAGAACUGUUCAAACAAAUAAUAAUAUUAUUGCCGUUUAAAUUUAUCUGAUGCAAUCUUUUCAGACUUAAACUGUUAUCAACGAAUGUGUCUGUCACAAAGUGAAUAGUUUUCCUAUUACCUCGUGGUUAGAGCUUUUAUAUGUUACAAACCAGCUAGUACGGCAUAGUUAAGUUUAAGAAGCGAUGGGUCACUCCUUGUACUUUAUUCAAAGUUUGCUGAAAUUUGAUAGGGUUAUCAAUAUUAACAAGUUAAACUUUUCGGCCUUUGCAAAUGGCUUGCUCAAUGUUGACAGGAAAUGUGUGGAUCCAAGUAGCUUACUAAAUGUUGUUAAUAAAUUGCACUUGUGUCAUUCAAACUGCUCAAAUAGGCCUACCAAAGAGGAUUUGAAAUCUAAUGACGUCCAAGAAUUGCUACACAAUGCUGCAACAUUUGAACAUGAAGGCAAUGAAGAAUUGACACCAGAUAAUGUAUGGGCAACAUCACCUUAUCCUAAAGGUGCAGUUAAUCACAGACUGCAAUCUAGACAUUCUCUAAGACCAAGAGUGGAUCCUAGGGAGACAUCCCUAAUUCUGUUUCCUGGAGAAGGAAGUCAAUAUGUUGGCAUGGUAGGAGAUUUACUCGUAUUUCCAGGUGUCAAGGACAUAUUUGCUGCGACGAAUGAAAUCUUAAAGUAUAAUCUUCUUUCUCUUUGUAUGCAAGGGCCUAAAUCAAAACUGGAUGAGACUAAAUACGCUCAAGUAGCUGUGAUGGUGUGUUCAUUCGCUGCGUUAGAAAAACUUAGAGAAGAAAGGCCUAAUACUGUUGACAGUUGUAUUGCAACCGCGGGAUUUGGUGUGGGUGAAUUAACAGCACUUUCUUUUGCCGGUGCUUUCUCUUUUGAAAGAGCCGUUCGAUUGGCUCAGCUAAGAGGAGAAGCCAUGCAAACAGCCAGUGAAAUGGAACCUGGAGGCAUGUUGACGGUGAUGUACACACCGUCCACCAAAAUACACGAAGUGUUGGCGAAAGCUAAGGAGUACGCUGCAGAACAAGGUGUUGAGAAGCCAGUUUGUGAAGUUGCUCACCAUUUGUUCCCUCACUGCAAAGUAAUCGCUGGCCACAUUCAGUGCUUGACUUUCAUUGAGAAAAACAACAAGUCGUUGAAAAUAAAUAAAACCCGUCGCCUCAACAUCAGCGGCGCUCAUCAAACGAGUUUGAUGCAACCUGCUGCAUUGACUUUCAAGAAGUACCUGCAACGAUCUAAUGUACAGGAUCCUGUGAUUGCUGUGCAUUCAACUGUCACUGGGAAGAUUUAUCGCAACAGAGAGGACAUCCUGAAAAACCUACACAAACAGAUGGUGAAGCCUAUCAAAUGGGAACAGAUGAUGCAUAUCAUGUACGAACGUCCUGUUGGAUCACACUUCCCUACAACGUAUGAAGUAGGACCUGGCAACACCCUGAAAACAGUAUUGAAAAUGGUUAAUGCUAAAGCAUAUGAUAGUUGUUUCAGUGUUUUUGAUGCAACAUCUGUUUGAUGUCAUAUAGGUUUUUUUAUAAGUUACCUGAUUUAGUUAUAGAAACUUUCUACCAAGAA
This is a messenger RNA of Macrosteles quadrilineatus (aster leafhopper), 1615 nucleotides long. RefSeq names its product probable malonyl-CoA-acyl carrier protein transacylase, mitochondrial. The transcript is spliced from 4 exons. Lineage: Eukaryota; Metazoa; Arthropoda; Insecta; Hemiptera; Cicadellidae. Gene Ontology annotation, molecular function: transferase activity. Bases 228 to 1556 code for a protein of 442 amino acids. The record is from RefSeq and is a predicted model, not a curated record.